CGCCGACCACACCGGUUCAAGGUUUCCUGUGAUUCUUUAGCGUUGUUCGUAGGUUCGUGCAUCAGUUCGUGCGUUGCUACACCGGUUCAAGGUUUCCUGCAAGUCUUUAGCGUUGUUCGUAGGUUCUGCAUCGGUUCGUACGUUGCAUAUGCUCUUUGAUACUAGAGGCUCAGGAUAUUACUGAUUUAGGCUCUCUGAAUCAAGCAGCAAAGAUCUUUAUUCUAGGAACUAAAAUAUGAGUUACAGGACUAAAAGAACAUUGGUAGCUAUUGACGAAGGGUCGAGCAUUGCUGCAUCCAAGUCCCCAAAAUCUUCUGAUCCAUCCACCCAAAACUGGGGACCGUUCAGUCCUCCAACACUUGGAGUGUCACAGACAUUUGGGACGGUAUCACAACCCAUUAAGCAACCAGUAGCUGCUAAAAAAACCAUGGUUGCACCACAAUCAUCCUUGCCUCGGCCUACUUCCAUGGUUUCAAAGCCACAACUGAAGGCAUUAUCAAAACCAUCCUUUACCCAGACAAAACCAUCCUCUAACCCAUUACAACAACCAAUUCGGCCCACUCUUACAGGAACAACACAAAGUAGAUGGUAUAAAGGACCUACGUUUCCCAAUCUGACUGAAAUUGCAACACAAAAAGCGUCAACACCGAAUCCACACCAGCCUACUAUGCAGCCUGUGUUGCAGCCUUUCAAAGCUACCUUGCAGCCUUCUUUGCAGCCUUUCAAAGCUUCCCAACAGCCUCAAACAGCUACCAAUCAGCCUCAAAAAACUACCCAUCAGCUUCACAAAGCUACACAACAGCCUCAAAAAGCUACACAACAGCCGGUAUCUUCUUUUACAAGUGUCAAACCACAUUUAGAGAAAAGAGCAUUUGUUGCACCUUUGGGAGCAACAAAACAUGUGAUGUCACAAUCUCCUACACCACCAGACACCAUGGCAAUGAAAAAGAGAAACGGGAAGCAAGAAGGUCAGUUGCCUCCAACAUACAUGCAUGUGAGUGAGAAUGCAUUUCAACCUCUGCGAUCUCCUCCAUCCAAUCAGGUUGAGAGUGAAGUUAUGCCAAACUACAACUGGGACGAAUUUGAAGAAUCGGCUUCUGAGAGUGAAAAUGAAUUUGAUCAAGGAGAAGGAAGUGAUACUGCUGUGAAGAAAGCAACACUUCGACAUCGAAUCAUUAUUCCAAAUUGGCCAGAAUCGAGGGAGUUUGAUGAGAAGGUGGAGGCUAUAGCUAUAGAUGCUGAUGGAAUACGACAUCUGGUAAAGGGACCAGUUCUGCCUCGAGACGUUUGGCAUGAUGCAAAGGGGUUCAGAUACAUUGUCAAGCUCAAUGAAUUCAACCAACCUAUUCGAAAAGGUAGGAAGAUCCUUGUGAGCUUCCUUGGAGAUAUUGCAAAAAAUGAUUCACUUUGUCCAGUGGGAGUCCCAAGUUGGCGUGCUGUGAACAAUCAGUUAAAAACUAAUGUUGUUACAAUGAUUCGGAAACAUUUUGUGUUACCUGAUGGACCUCUAGUUAACAAGGCACUAGUGAUGCGUAUUGACAAACCAUGGAACAAUCAUCGAUACAAAUUGAAGAGGGAUUUUUUCGAUCCAGUGAAUAAAUCUCGAGAAGAGAACUAUGCCAACGUGCCUGAUGGAGUGUCCACUAGGAGUUGGACGGAAUUGGUAGAUUAUUGGCUUUUACCAGAGGCCAUGGAAAAAUCUGAAAUGGGAAAAAAUGCUCGAGCUUUACAAGGCAAUAAGCACAACAGUGGUGCUACAAGCUUUGCUAAUCGAAGAGUUGAUAUGAAAGAGAAGAAAGGAGUGUUUAGCGAAUUGGCAUUUUUCAAAUCAGUUUACGCCAAAGAAGAUGGAAGCUUUAAAGAGGGCACACUUCCUCAUCAAUUUGUGGAGGAUGCCAACAAAAAGGUCCAAGAAAAUCUUGCGAGUUCCUCUUCUUCAAAGCCCGUAAUUGAAAUUGAGAAUGCAGUCUUUAAUGAGCUCAUGUAUAAAGGUGAAGUACCUAAACGUCCUCUGAAUUAUGGAUUUGGAGUGAAGCAAAGCGACAUCUUUGGAGUGGAAGGUUUGCUGAGGAAAGAAGGGUCAAGCUAUGUUAACAACAAUGCUAUGGAAGUGGAGAACAUGAAAGGUGAAAUAUCAGUUGUCAAGAAGCAAAAUGAGGACCUUGCGCAACAAAAUCAAGUUCUAAACACCAAGUUUGAAGAAACAACACAAUCAUUUAAAAUGAUUGCUUCUUUUUUGGGACAAGUUUUGAAGGAAGUACGCAAAGGGAAUGUUUCAUCGAACCUUUUAGAUGGUGCGGAAUCAGCAAUAAAUAUGGUUAGUUAUUUCUGGAAAUUAUUCUGA
Molecule: messenger RNA, 2344 nt
Organism: Spinacia oleracea (spinach)
Lineage: Eukaryota; Viridiplantae; Streptophyta; Magnoliopsida; Caryophyllales; Amaranthaceae
Exons: 8
Coding region: 236-2344 (702 amino acids)
Source: RefSeq, a predicted model, not a curated record